This is a messenger RNA of Gryllus bimaculatus (two-spotted cricket), 1686 nucleotides long. NCBI's taxonomy places the organism in Eukaryota, Metazoa, Arthropoda, Insecta, Orthoptera, Gryllidae. The record is from the annotation of a GenBank genome assembly.
UGUUCGACCAACGUCGAACGAAAAACACAUGAAGAUCAAAUUCACGAUUGACACGAGUGCAUUAGAAGCGAUCCACAGUCAGCCAAUUCAAUUAACUUUAAAGACAUGAAACGCUAAGACUCUGUACUACAAUUUUAUCCCAAAGUACAAAUAUUUGAUGUUCGUAUAACAGAGUUCAGAGCUGUAGAAGAUGUGACAUUUUCCUUCAGAUGGAUUCGAAUGUUGGCUACAUCGUUCAUGACGUAAAGUAGCGUUGUGACGGCUGUGUUGUCUGACGGAUAGUUUAGUAAACUACAGAGGAUAGAACGAUGAGGGAAGAUGAUGAUGGCUGAUCAGUUUCGGAAAGUAGAACAAUAUUCGCCAAAAUCAUCACCCAGAGGGGCUCGGUCCCCUGUUGUUUCACGUCAGGAUUCUACAGGAACACUUAAAACGACGAUUUCUUUGGGGAAAAAUCCAUCGAUAGUCCAUAGCGGACCCUUCUACUUAAUGAAGGAGCCGCCAGGCGAAAGUGAACUAACUGGAGCUACAAAUUUGAUGGCACAUCAUGGCUUAGAACAUUCUUAUAGUAAAUUCAGCGGUAAAAAGGUUAAAGAACAGCUUUCAUCUUUCCUACCAAAUCUUCCAGGAAUGAUUGAUACACCUGGACACCAAGACAACAGUUCUUUGCGCUCAGUGAUUGAAAAGCCACCUAUUGGAGGAAAAGAGUUGCUUCCAUUGACAAGUGUACAAUUGGCUGGGUUUCGUUUACAUCCUGGUCCGCUUCCAGAGCAGUAUAGGUAUGUGAAUCAAGCUCCUCUGAAGAAACACAAGAGUAAGCACAAGAAUAAGCAUAAACAUAAGGCAGGUGACACCCCAAGUCAGGAAACACAAGUAGCAGAAAUUGGACAGGAUACCCAUGAAAAGAAGCACAAGAAACGGGGACGUCAUGAAGAUGAUAAAGAACGAAAGAAGAGAAAGAAAGAGAAGAAAAAGAGAAAACAAAAGCAUAGUCCUGAGCAUCCAGGUGGACUUACUCCAAGCCAACAUUCCAAUGGCUAAGAAAAAAACUAUGUUGAUUAUGAAAUGUUGAGAAAAUGUUACCUCAAAGUAUUUAUGUUUUAUGUAAAUCCGUUUCAGUUUAUUUGAGAGCUAGUAAGUUUUUUCAGCUUGUUGAGAAAGUGAAUAUGUACACCUGUUUGAACAGUUCUGUUUAUUAAAUGGUAAUGUUUGUGUAAUUUUACCAGAAUAUAAACAAUUAAGUUGAGAAAAUCCUUAAAAUACAUAAUUUUCAGACAGCCCAUCAGCCACUGGUUAAUUUAUAUUUUUCUUUCUUUACUUUGUGUGAAUUCUUAUGUGUCUUAAGUGUAAGUGUAAAGAGGUUGCAUCUUCAGUCUCAUCAGAAAGUGUGGUAUCAGACAAACUUCUAAGUCAAUUACAGUAUCCAGAUUUGUCACAAUUCUAAAUCUGAAGUAUGUCCAUAUUCUAAACAGUAUAAGUGUAUGCCUGUACAUAUUUCAACACAAUUUUCAGUUUGUGGCAGAAUGCAAGUUACAUUGUUAUUGUACAGUGAAAUACAGAAUUUUUAUUUUAAACUGAUGUUAAUGUUUUAACUUUUCUCUUAUGCCCUAAUGCACCCUUUCCUUGUAUUAAAUUCCAUUAUCAUUAUUGCUAUGACUUCUAGGGUAAACAGGCACGGUAAAUUGAAAG